This is a messenger RNA of Blastomyces dermatitidis ER-3, 3613 nucleotides long. Its product is annotated as GPR/FUN34 family protein. Gene Ontology annotation, cellular component: plasma membrane. Bases 1091 to 1954 code for a protein of 287 amino acids. The transcript has 4 exons. Lineage: Eukaryota; Fungi; Ascomycota; Eurotiomycetes; Onygenales; Ajellomycetaceae. Gene Ontology annotation, molecular function: acetate transmembrane transporter activity. The record is from RefSeq and is a predicted model, not a curated record.
CUUGCCCCUGCAUCCAAGGUUCCGAGCCGAUGUAUGACCGCAUUGUUGAGUGCCUCCUGUUCUGCUCGAGAUCUCAAUCACGAAUAUAAAUUAGAGAAAAAAAAAAAAAAAGAAGAGAGAGAAAGAGAGUCCACAUGCAACUCCGUCCACCGCUUCCGGAAGUAAAAUAAAAUUCCUGUUCCCCCGGGUCCAUUCAGCUGCUCUUUGCCAAAAAGAAUUACCCACCUGAUAUGAGUUUAGUGCGGAAUGCGAAAAUCUAUGGAGCUCUACGUCAUUCCUGGUUUUCGGAUGCUGGUUGGGGUGGGUAAUUCGGUACCUAGUUCUGGGAAAUAAAAAUUUAUGAGACAGAAAAUAUCAACAGAUGUCCAGUUGAGCUUUAUCGUUCCGAUCCUGGCACAGCUCCAUCCUUCUUCCUUUCCUGGGGUUAUCGGCCAUCUAAAAAAAAAAAAACCUAGGCAGUCAUUCGCUUCCUUUAAUUUGUAUCAAAGAGUCAGCUUGUUCUCUCCACCAACCUUAUCCCACGUUGUGUUUUUUUUUUUUUUUUUUUUUAAUGUCCUCCACGCCUUUACCCCGUCAAUGAUCCUUACCUACCUAAUAAUGCAAAAUAAAGGAGAGGAUACCUGUUCUUUGUUUUGCUCCGGUCUCUCAAAACGAAACCAAACAGCUCCCGCCCAGCCAAGGCCCAGCCAAGGCCCAAUAUAGUGUCUCUCGCUCUCCCCGUCCUGGUCUCAUUCCAAUCAGUAAUGAUACUUCAUUACGUCUUGGAUCGUUUGACAAAAACGAACAUCCCGUCUGUCCGACCGACCUCACCGAGUAGCAUUGUUAGCUCCUCCUAUAGAGAAGAAUAUCAAUCGUUUCUCCAGAAUUCUCCUCUUCUCGACUUGUCUCACUGUCCCUUUUAUACCCUUCCUUCCCGCCUUCCUCGUCUUUUAGUUCUGGCCAUCCUUCCUUCCUGUUCUUUACUUGUUCCUCGCCCCUGCGUUCCUCCCUAUCCUUCUUUGUGUGCAUAGAGCAGCCCUUAUAUCAGGGAGAAAAAGACCCCGUCGACUCGUGGUAUACGCAUAAACAGACAACAAGCGCGUGGGGAACAAUGAGCGAACCAACAGAAAAAGAUUUCGCCAACGUGUCUUCCAAUGGAAGCCAACCGGGCCGCACCAUGACCAAUGAGGAAUAUCAAGUCGCCCAGGCCGCCGCUCGCUUCGGAUAUGGUCCUCUCGCUCAGAUCCCAACGACCGGAGAACGACUCCCCGCCUUCGGAGGUGAAUUCCAGCCCGGUCUGUAUCGCCCCGUUGAGCAGCGCAAGUUCGCCAACCCGGCUCCGCUUGGCCUGUCUGCUUUCGCCCUCACCACAUUUGUCCUCAGUUUGAUCAACAUGCACACGCGAGGGGUGGCCACGCCAAAUAUUGUGGUUGCAUCUGCGUAUGGUUACGGUGGCUUCGUUCAAUUGCUUGCGGGCAUGUGGGAAAUGGCAAUCGGAAAUACAUUCGGUGCAACAGCUCUCUCGUCAUACGGUGGCUUCUGGAUCUCUUACGCAAUUAUUUUCACCCCUGGUGGGUUUCAAAUCACGGCAACUAUGAUCGAGAAAAACGGAGAAGCCGGGCUCCAGAACGCAGUGGGAUUCUGGCUUUUCGGAUGGUGGAUCUUCACAACCAUCCUCCUCGUUUGUACUCUCAGAUCCACAGUGGCAUUCUGCCUCGUCUUCGUCACUCUCGACCUUGCAUUCUUGAUGCUUGCUCUUGGUCACUUCUUCCUCACACCCGAGUUUUCGCCGAACCCUACGCUCAUCAAGGCGGGCGGUGGUUUUGGAAUCAUUUGUGCGUUUUUGGCGUGGUAUAAUGCUCUAGCGGGUAUCGCAGAUGCCAACAAUAGCUUCUUCAUCGUCCCCGUUAAGCACUUGCCAUGGUCAGUCAAGGCACUCGAGGCGCGGCGGAAAGCCGAUCGCGAGACUGUUUAAAAAAUAAAUAGGGGCCAUGCGCGCAGGAAAGAAUUUAAAUAUGUUUUCGUCAUCGAUAUGAUAUCCUCACUUUAGUUUUGAGCCCUUCGUUGUAUAGAUUUUGUAGUUGUUACCGAGUUGAGCUGAAAGGCGAGGAGGUAUUGAUUAGGUUGGCUUGAGAUGGAUGAGAGAUCAGGAAUGCGGAGACAAUAUUUUUGAGCCAAACUUCCUAAGUCAUGCAUGAAAAGGUCACCAGAUCUUCAGCAGAGCAUGAGUGCUGUUUUUUAUUUUUUUCCUGUUUUCCUUGUUGGCUUUUAUCCCUGCUGCGGCUGAAAUGUUAUCUCAAUACUCGUUUUUUUAAAACAAUAUAUAUCACGCCAUCCAUCUCUUUCAUGUCCUGUAAAUCGCGUGUUCCGAUUUUCUUUUUCUUUUUUUCUUUUUUUGAGCAAAUCUGGAGAGAGAGAGAGGUCAGAGGAAUUUUCGAAAGUUUCUUCAUCGACAGCAUUGAGGAAUUAAUUUACCAGGCAAAAAGGGCAUUUGGGCGAGGGCGAAUAAUGAACGACGAUCAGAACUUCAGGUGGAAACCAGAGGAUAUUUAUUAUUUGGCGGUUGCUUGAAAUGAAGGUUUUAAGUUUUGCUAGUUCGUUAUAGUUUAGUUAGCGGAAACAUAAAUAAAGGAGACUUCCUUUCUCCCUCUCCGUCUCGCUCGCCUGGGCGUGACUCAAUCAAAGCAGCCCCCCAACCACCGACUGUUGAAGGGUGGGUUAUUCAUCUUUUGCGAAAUUCGGAUUGAAGAUGGUUGUUAUACUAUGUAGUGGAUUUGAGGGGGGCAAGAGGAGAGGAAGAUGGAUAUACCACAACCACCAUUUGAAAGGAGGAAAGUGGGAGUGGGUUGAACCCGGCUUCUGGUUGAGUUGAGGGUUAGCUGUAGAUAGAACAUCGCUAAAGCAGAGAGGGAAAACCUUUAUUUCUCUGGAGAGACGUGAAAGGGAGAGAAAAAUCAAGGAAGAGGGGAAAAAAAAGGGGGGGGGGGAUGAGGAAUCAAGACAUAGGUUCGGUCGUCCACCUUCUGCGUGCUUUUUCGCUUGUUUCAGAAGAGAGAUUCUAGUGAAAGAUUGGAUAUCCCAGACUUGACUACUGCUGAUGUUAUUAGACCGACUCUUUGGUUAGACCGUGAGCAAUGCAAGCUGUGUUGCGUGUAGUUAUUUAUAUGUUAUAGACAUAAACUGUUGGUCGUAGUGAGUGGCAGGAGAUAGAUUUCAGUUGAGGUGCUGGGUACAAUUAUAUGAAAGUGUCUUGGUAUGAGGAUAGUACCUGAAUUGCAUUGAAGCAACCAUCAUCUCUGAUAAUAAAAAAUAUAACUUUCCUUGGGCCUAGGGCUGAUCAAAUUACUUUUUAAAACUCACCCUCUCUCUUCUUUGCGUCGCUCCGUGGAUAUAUAUAUUAUGCUAUCUGGGAGUGGAAAAAGGACUUCAACAAAGACUUAAUUGAGUCGUUCUCAGUUUUGAUUCUCCAAAGGUGCUUGCUUCUCUAUCUCUCUAAUAUACUCACUCACUCAUAUUUGCACGGAGUACCUUGGCGACAACACAACCCCCACCCCUUACAUAAACCUAUUCUUGACUCAAAGCCUACAUGGACGUUAAAGCGGGACAAGGAGGAUGAAAGAGGAAGAGAAGUUAG